CUAGAUGCUAGAAAGAAGUCUACUAGGGAGAGAGAGAGAGCUUAUAGUCAAAGUCAGACAUCAAAAUCUUGAAUUUUGAAUUUGAAAAUCAUCUCACUGUACAGUAAAUACAUUCAACACAGCAGGAAGUAGCCAUUAGCCACAAAGACCGAACCAUUCAGAAGCUAUGGAUCGAAGAGAAGCAAUGGGGUUAUCCGGGUCAGGUUCUUACUACAUCCAAAGAGGCAUGCCUGGUCCGGGACCUCCUCCUCCUCCUCCUCCGCAGACUCAACAGCCGUUUCAUGGGUCGCAAGGGUUUCACCAUUUCUCCAACCCCAACCCCCCUUUCGGGUCAAACCCGAACCAGAACCCAGGAGGCGGCGGCUCCACUGGUUUCGUGUCUCCUCCUUUACCAAUUGAGUCUUCUCUAGCCGAGUCUUCAGCGGUGGCUGCUCCUCCUCCCUCUGGUGAGACGUCUGUGAAGCGGAAGAGAGGAAGGCCUAGGAAAUACGGACAAGACGGUUCUGUUUCUUUAGCAUUGUCUCCUUCAGCCUCCUCUCUAUCCCCAAAUUCUAACAAACGUGGUCGUGGAAGACCUCCUGGCUCCGGCAAGAAGCAAAGGCUUAGUUCCAUCGGUGAAUUGAUGCAUUCAUCGUCAGGGAUGAGCUUCACGCCUCACGUAAUCGUAGUUUCCGUUGGUGAAGACAUUGCAUCAAAAGUUAUGUCUUUUUCUCAGCAAGGUCCAAGAGCUAUUUGUGUAUUAUCCGCUAUUGGCGCAGUGUCUACUGCAACUCUUCUUCAGCCAGCACCAUCUCAUGGAGCUAUAACCUACGAGGGUCGUUUCGAGCUUGUAUCUCUGUCACUUUCUUAUCUGAACACAACGGAGAAUGAAUACACAAACCGCACUGGAAACCUAGCCGUCUCACUCGCUAGCCCUGAUGGUCGUGUCAUUGGUGGUGGAAUCGGAGGGCCUCUGAUAGCAGCAAGCCAUGUUCAGGUGAGCUCUGCUUGUAAGCAUCAUCAAACUUCUUUCGUGAUUCAUUUUAAUAAACUUGUGUGUUGCCUCCUUAAUAAGGUUAUCGUUGGGAGCUUCCUCUGGGCGGUUCCAAAAGGGAAGGUUAAAAAAAGAGAUGAAACUUCUGAAGAUGUCCAAGACGCUGAUGCUUUGGAGAACAACGACAACACAGCAGCACCAACGUCUCCUCCUGUUCCGCAGAACCUUGUUCAGACUCCUGUAGGCAUGUGGUCAACAGGUUCAAGAUCAAUGGAUAUGCAUCACGCUCAUAUGGAUAUUGAUCUAAUGCGCGGAUGAUGAUUCAUGUGUGAAUAUAACCAUUGAAAUUCUAGGAGAAGAAGAAGAGACAAAAGACUUUAAGCUAACCUCUCUGAGAGAAUUGUCUUUUAGUUAUGUUUAGGAAACAAAAGACCUUGUAGUGAUUUUCAGAACUCAUGUGUGUUUCAAUUUAUAUGUUUUUCUGCAUUCUACAACAUACAGUCUGUUUUAGCAGGAAGUCUUCUAAAGAAGUUAACCAGACCAGGAGGUGUCUUUCUCCU
Molecule: messenger RNA, 1533 nt
Organism: Eruca vesicaria subsp. sativa (arugula)
Lineage: Eukaryota; Viridiplantae; Streptophyta; Magnoliopsida; Brassicales; Brassicaceae
Source: the annotation of a GenBank genome assembly